Messenger RNA from Knipowitschia caucasica, 639 nucleotides. Lineage: Eukaryota; Metazoa; Chordata; Actinopteri; Gobiiformes; Gobiidae. The record is from the annotation of a GenBank genome assembly.
AUGCCACCUACCCCCACCCAGCCGCCAACCAAGUCCAACAGCACCGUGGGGAACUACACCCUGAACAACGGAACGCAGCGUUGCCUCAUGGUCCAGAUGGAGCUGAAGAUCCGACUGGUUUCUCUCAAGGCCAAUGGAACGUUCCUCCUGCUCCCCAACAAGACUAGCACAGCAGGGAAUUGUUAUGAUAACAACGCUACUCUAGUCCUUAUUUCUAAGGAAUUAAACAUCACAUUCGUCUUCUCAAAGAACGCCACCUCCAACAAAACGAUGGUGAAAAAAGUGAAUUUCACUCUGACUUAUGAUUUUAACAAAAAAAGCAAUGACGCUGUGACCUACAAUGUGGCGAACGAUUCCCUUAAGAUGUUUGAGACCAAAUUCGGACACUCUCACUCGUGCAGUAAAGAGUCAAUUUCCGUGGGACAAGGAUUCUACCUGGACCUGAGUCACGAUCGGAAUCAGGCUUUCAAUUUCCCCAAAACCAACAAAUUUGGCCCAGCCGACUACUGCUCAGCGGAUCAGAGCAACUACCGCGUGGCUAUCGCAGUGGGCAUCACGCUCCUGGUGCUGGUCGUGGUCGUGGUCAUCGCUUAUCUUCUGGCUCGGCGAAAGAGGAACAACGGAUACCAGUCCCUGUAA